Messenger RNA from Cloeon dipterum, 973 nucleotides. RefSeq names its product trypsin-1-like. The record is from RefSeq and is a predicted model, not a curated record. The coding region runs from base 37 to 921 and encodes 294 amino acids. NCBI's taxonomy places the organism in Eukaryota, Metazoa, Arthropoda, Insecta, Ephemeroptera, Baetidae. Gene Ontology annotation, biological process: proteolysis. The transcript has 7 exons. Gene Ontology annotation, molecular function: serine-type endopeptidase activity.
CGAAUGUGAGUGUUCUUUGUUCCCUCGUGCCUCUUUAUGUUUAGCUGUUUCGCAAACGAUUUUUUCUCAUUUAAUCAAUCUAAGAUAACGCGUGGUACAAACCCAGAUACCUAUAUAAAUUCUUGCAGACAUCUAGUGCAGUACCAUUUCACGAUGAUCCGCGCAAUCUGCUUCUUGGCCCUCGCGGUCGCAACUUUGGCUCUGCCAAACAAGUUCGAAAUCAACGUCGGAGAUCACAGAAUUGUGAACGGCACUGAUGCCCCCCAGGGAAAAUACCCUUCACAGAUUUCCCUUCAAUGGUUUGGCUCUCACUCCUGCGGAGGCAGCAUCGUGAAUGAAAACUACAUUUUGACUGCUGCCCACUGCGUCGAUGGCGACACCCCUGACCUCUACACCAUCUACGCUGGCAGUGUUGACUUGGAAGGCAACGGAGUGGCCAUUAACGCCGCUGAAUUCAAAGUCCACGAGGGAUACAAUCCUUUUAACAACUACAUUGACGAUAUCGCCCUGAUCAGGCUGGCUACCCCCCUCACUUUUGAUGAAAACAUUCAGCCAGUGAGCCUGCCUGAGCAGCUCCAGGAAAGUGAUGGAGGCACUUCAGCAACCGUCAUCGGAUGGGGAUAUCCUUACACCGGUGGUGACGUGAUGCAGUUCUUGCAAGAGGUCGACAUUUUUGUUGUGUCCGACGUCGAUUGCCAGGCGAUCCAUGACAAUCCCCCUCACGAAUCCAACAUCUGCGCCGGAGUGCCCGAGGGUGGCAAGGGACAGUGCAGCGGUGACUCUGGUGGUCCUCUGUUUGUCAACGGUCAGCAGGUUGGAAUCGUGUCUUGGUCUGUCAAGCCCUGCACCAUUGCGCCCUACCCGGGAGUCUACACCCAGGUUUCUUACUACAUUGACUGGAUUGCCGCUAACGCAGUUUAAGAUUUGUAACUCUCUCAAAAUGUGAUCAAUAAAUUUAAAUGUGUGAUAAAAA